AUGAGAGACCUCGCUCCCUUUCUGGGCUCCCUCCUGCGGCGUCCUCUUGGCACUCUCAAAGUCAGCACCUUUUCUGACAGGUCUUGCCUUGUGUUUUGUGACACGGAGGUGCUCCUUGGCUCUGUGCUAGGACCAGGGUUUUAUGCAGAACGGUUCGUGCGUGUGGUGGUGGUCACUGCCAUCUCUCCCUUUGCAAUUCUUUCCCAGGAAAUUCUGCGGUUGGCCCAGGCGGCAAUUGAGAAGGCCCUUGACGACUCCAUCCAGAUGCGUGACUGGGCUCUGGAAGCCUUAGGUGCCACCAUUGAUGAGAAGAGGACAUCCAAGAGUUAUGGUGGGCAAGGCAAGAAGACCUGGUGGCUUUUUCCAUUCGCCUUCUCUUCUGCAAACCCUCCAGAGACAAUCUUGCAGCUCCGUAUUGCCCCGGGCAGCUGCUGGGCUUUCCAAGGAUCUCGAGGCCACGUGGUCAUCCGUCUGCCUGAGCCAGUCUGGCCAACGGCUUUCACCAUCUGGCAUAUCUCCGAGGCAGUCUCUCCUUCCGGGGAGGUCAGCAGCGCCCUCAAAGAGUUUGCUGUCUCCGGAGCGGAUGAGGCAACGGCAGAAACGCUCCUGGGGACGUUCACCUACGACGUGCACAAGGAGAUCGCUCAGACAUUCCAUGUGCAGAAGGAGCUUCCCCGGACCUUUCGCUACAUCACACUCCGGGUGCACAGCAACUGGGGAAACCCCGAGUACACCUGUGUCUACCGAGUACAGGUUCACGGGAAGACGGCGAGCCGCAACGACCGCCCGAGACUUCUUCUGUUCCUCGCCUUCCUCCAGAUCGCCAUCCUCAUCGUGGUUGUGCUGAAGGGAGACAUCCUUGACUGGGUCCUGCCACCAAAGCUGGCGGCCGCCUUUGGGAGCCGCCCAGCGAGGUCCCAGCUCUUCUGA
This is a messenger RNA of Grus americana (Whooping crane), 930 nucleotides long. RefSeq names its product SUN domain-containing protein 3-like. The transcript has 6 exons. NCBI's taxonomy places the organism in Eukaryota, Metazoa, Chordata, Aves, Gruiformes, Gruidae. The record is from RefSeq and is a predicted model, not a curated record. Bases 1 to 930 code for a protein of 309 amino acids. Gene Ontology annotation, molecular function: protein-membrane adaptor activity. Gene Ontology annotation, cellular component: nuclear envelope; meiotic nuclear membrane microtubule tethering complex. Gene Ontology annotation, biological process: nuclear envelope organization.